Messenger RNA from Nematolebias whitei (Rio pearlfish), 1474 nucleotides. It is a transcript of the gene tsen2, whose product is annotated as TSEN2 tRNA splicing endonuclease subunit. Gene Ontology annotation, molecular function: nucleic acid binding; tRNA-intron lyase activity. The record is from RefSeq and is a predicted model, not a curated record. Gene Ontology annotation, biological process: tRNA-type intron splice site recognition and cleavage; tRNA splicing, via endonucleolytic cleavage and ligation. NCBI's taxonomy places the organism in Eukaryota, Metazoa, Chordata, Actinopteri, Cyprinodontiformes, Rivulidae. Gene Ontology annotation, cellular component: tRNA-intron endonuclease complex.
AUGUUUCUGAUCGGACAUACUCUCCGUAACACCGUCACUUCCGGUAGAAAAACUGCCGUUACUAAAAAGCUAACUAUCAACACCAGAGUUAGCAAGACCUGCAAACCCAGAACCAGUCCAGGCAGCAUGCAGGCUGAGUUCCGGGCUCCCCGGAGGCGGAUCCGGGUUUAUGAGGACUACGAGGCUCCGCUGCCAGUGAGCCAGAUCCCGGAGGAAAGGACGGUCUACCGGGCGGACUUGAUCAACCAACAGGUGGUGGUCCGUGAUCCAGACCAUAUCCAGAAGAUCCACAACAAGGGUUUUUUUGGAAAGGGCGUUCUGUCCAGAUGCAGACCUGACCACAGCAUCUCUGACCAAUGGGAGCAACACGAAGGGUUGCAUUUGCCCGUCUUGUCUCAGUCCAGGUAUGAGGAGCUGCUCAGGUGGGCGACGGCAUCUCUUUCAGCUCAGGGAUUGGACGAAGACGCUGUCAAUCAAACCCUUCUUGUCCUGACUCAGCCAAUGAAGAUCGAGGAUGUGAGGAAUGAGGGGGGAGGAGGCGUGGCCAAAGGAGAGAACAGAUGGAAGGAGUUGGAUGAGGAGGCGGGGCUGGUGGCAGGAGCCUGUUGUCACACAAAGAGGCUGAGGGCGGAGUCAGAGGUGAAGCCUCAGGACCCUAAUCACAGUUCUGAAUCUGACUCUGACUCAAGUCCAGACUCAGGUUCUGAUCAACAUUCUGACUCUGACCCUGGUCCUGGUCUUCACGUUCCAGGACCUGGUUUUGUUCUGGUGGUCUCUGAUUGUCCUGAAGGGGGCGGAGUCAAACAGGUGAGGCGGAGUCCACUGUUCCUGUCGGAGUACCUGCAGCUCAGCUUGGAAGAGGCCUUCUUCCUGGUCUACAGCCUGGGGGUCCUGUCUGUCUACCUGCAUCAGGAGCCCCUGUCAGUCAUCGAGCUGUGGAGGAAAUUCCGGUCACUUCGUCCAGACUUUGUCGGCUCGUAUGCCGCCUAUCAUCACUUUCGCAGCGUGGGAUGGGUUCCUAAAGGAGGGGGCGGAGCCAAGUAUGGCGUUGAUUUUAUGUUGUACAGGAAGGGACCACCUUUCUACCACUCCAGUUAUUCGGUGGUAGUUGAGCAGACUGAUGAGACGUUCAGGGGCGCUGCGUUGCGUCCGUUUUCUUGGCGUUCUCUGGCAGCUCUGAGUAGGAUCACAGCAAGUGUCUCCAAGGAGCUGAUGCUGUGUUACAUCAUCUGCCCAGCUGACCUGUCGGAGACGGAGCUAGACUCACCUGUGUGCCUGAGCAGGCUGGAGGUCCAGGAGGUGAUCGUCAGCAGGUGGGUUUCCUCCAAGGAGCGAGCUGAGCAGGACGACAUCUGAUUGGCUGACAUGAGUGAUGAUGUCACAGUGAAAACUGUGUGGGCCAAUCAGAGAAGACCACUGUUGCUGUGAUGAAGAUGAACCAGAUGAUGAUGAUGGUGGUGGACUACAGGUUCUG